Molecule: messenger RNA, 981 nt
Organism: Alosa sapidissima (American shad)
Lineage: Eukaryota; Metazoa; Chordata; Actinopteri; Clupeiformes; Clupeidae
Product: C-type lectin mannose-binding isoform-like
Exons: 6
Coding region: 190-651 (153 amino acids)
Molecular function (GO): signaling receptor activity
Source: RefSeq, a predicted model, not a curated record
AGAUGUGGUUAUAGGCGUGGUCAAUACACUGUUUUUUCCCCUUUCAUUUGCUAAUAUGUGGGAAAUUACUGUCCAACUUGAUAGUCUGGUUCAAACUGGCUAUAAAAGCUUCUGCUGUGCUGUUCUCAUCUUCAUUCAAUCUCGCAGAGUCUCUCAGAGAUCACCUCAUCAACAGAAGAAUUAAGUGCCAUGGCGAUUCUGCCCGUUCUCUCUCUUCUCUAUGCAAUGUUUGCACUGAGCAUAGCAACAGAGCUGAAAGUUGAGGAGAAACGCAAUGCGUGUCAGCCUGGAUGGAAAGCCUAUGGAGGUCGUUGCUUUAGGCUUGUCACAAAACAUAAAAAUUGGUCUGAGGCAGAGGUGUACUGUGUAAGCCAGGGAGGGCAUCUUGCAUCCAUACACAACAGUGGGGAGGCACAAUUUGUUCGCAACUUUGCAGGAAACAAACAUAGGAUCUGGAUUGGAGCUGGGAGAUCCUGUGGGGCUCCUGGCUGGUACUGGACUGAUGGUAGCUGCUUUGCGUACACCAAGUGGAGCAAAAAGCAGCCUGAUAACUGGAGAAGUAAUGAACCCUGUGUUCAUAUGUACAAAGGUGCUGGCGCUUGGAAUGAUAAAUCCUGUUCUGCAUGUUACCAAUUUGUGUGUGCCAAGUAAUAACUUUGCUCCUGUGUGGAGUGUCUUAACCUUUUUUAUUUUAAACUCACCUUUCAAACCUGCUGAAACAGAAUAAAUCAUUAAACAGAAGUGCUUUUAGAGAAUCAGCAUGGGUGGUGUUUGUAAUGUGACUGUAAGAUGAUAAGAUCUUCAUGUAUUAGUGCACUAUGGGAAAGCCAUCGCAGGCAGCCACCUGUGCAGUGGACCACCCACCUGUGCCUGCAGCCUGGCCAGACCAUCUGGUUCUGAUGCACCUCCUGUAAAAUUCCUUCUGCUCUUUUAGUUUAAUCUUUGACUGUCACAUAAUGAAUCAAUAAAUGCAGCAUCAAA